UCUCCUCUUGCACCCCACCACCAUGCUCGCCCGCAUUCCCCGCUUGGCCACGAGGGCCCCUCUCGCCUCUAGGUGCUCUAUCAUCUCCUCAAGAGCUCUCUCAACCCAGAACCCGUCCACCCCUACCCCUGAAGUAUUCUCAUCCAAAGCCACCCCUCGUGAAACUCUCCACAGGCCCGAGGCAUUUCGUGGUAUGCCUUCUUCAGGCAGGACCGUCAAUCCUAAUGGAGCCUUUGAUGCCAACAACCCUCACAAGGGCAAGAUCUUCAUGGGAGUAGACCCGAAGAACAAGGAGGAGGUCUAUGAAGCGUUCGAUGGGCCUAGUAAGCCCAGGCUGAUUUACGAGAGGCCUGGCGGAAGAGAUCUGCCGAAGGCAAAGAGCGUGGUUCCAUUCGUCGUCGCUCUUGGCCUCCUCGGACUCGGCUGGGGUCUCUUCAUCUUGCACGCUACCAACACUGAGCGACUCUCGUCUUCUGUAUUGAGACAGGUGACGUUCCAGAUGAGGAACUCUCCCGAUGUCAUGUCGGUGCUGGGUGAUAAUGUCAAGCUGGUCGAGGAAUGGUGGGCUUUGGGAUCACCUUGGAUUUCUGGAACUGUUGGUCCAAUCACGAUGAGACGAUUAUGAUAUUGACGAUUGUGCAGAUCAACCUGAUGCAAGGCCGAGUUGACCUGAGCGCUAGACUGAAGGGUGAAAGGCGUGAGUCGUUGCCCAAUGUCUAGACCUAGCUGACAGCGCUAUCAGAGGCCGGCACUGUCUACUUCACAUCGAUCAGACCGCAAUCGCAGGGCGCCUGGAGAAUAGUGAGAUACAAGGUGAUUGCCGACGAUGGGACCGUCCUCAGAUUGGAAGACAAGGCCGGGAGACCAGACCAGAACGCUGCCAUCAAGAUGUAACAACCCACCAGCAUAAGAUAAUCAGACCUCGAGGAGAUG
Cryptococcus amylolentus CBS 6039 is the source of this 933-nucleotide messenger RNA. RefSeq lists its product as hypothetical. The transcript is spliced from 5 exons. Gene Ontology annotation, biological process: mitochondrial respiratory chain complex IV assembly. Bases 23 to 625 code for a protein of 200 amino acids. Gene Ontology annotation, cellular component: mitochondrial inner membrane. The record is from RefSeq and is a predicted model, not a curated record. Lineage: Eukaryota; Fungi; Basidiomycota; Tremellomycetes; Tremellales; Cryptococcaceae.